AUGAAUUAUCUCAAAAAUCCUAAACAGGGUGGGGAUCAACCUGAUAAGAAUGAAGCUAAUGAGGCACCAGAUGAGGCUCUAGAGCCAAUUCCAAUGGAGGAUACUAAUGAGGAAGAUGAGGAAUCUAAGAUAGAUACAGCCAAGGCUAAAGAUAAGUCUUUCACUCCUGUAGUUGGAAAUAGAUUAACCAAGCAACUCCCUCCUUUGAUUCGGAGAAAAGGAGUAUUCCUAAUCGGUAUUUGUGGAGGACCCUCCUGCGGAAAGACCACCUUGGUUGAACACAUUAAGAUGAACCUAGUCAGGAGCAUUGCUUGCAUAAAAUGUUCUGACUUCUAUAAGCCUCUCUUGGGAAAAGGAAGAAGCACACAUUCUCAUGAUGGAUUAGAUGAAGAACUUGAGCAAAUAGAUGCAGAGGAAGAUCACAAAACUGCAGUUGAGAAGAUUAACAAAUUAUACGACUUUGACUCCCCAGACGCCAUCGAAUUUGAUUUGUUGAUCGAAGUUUUGAAGAAACUUAAAGAGAACAAGAGCACCACUAAGCCUAAGUACAACAAAAAGACCAAAAUGAGAGAAGAGAAUUGGGUGAAAGUAGACCCCUGCGAUGUAAUCAUUGUUGAAGGUCACCUUGCCUUUGCAAAUAAAGAGCUUCGCGAAAUGUUUGAUCAGAAAAUUUAUAUUGAAGCUGAUGACGAUAUCAGACUCACAAGAAGAAUCCUUAAAGAAAAGAAAGAGGCUGAGAAGGAUGGAGACUUUGAUAUCACUAAGUGUCUUGACAAGUAUGAGAAGUUUGUCAAACCUGCUUAUGAUAAAUAUGUUGAGCCAACUAAGAAAUAUGCAGAUAUGGUUAUUCCUAACAACGUGCAGAGCGAACUUGACAACAACUCAAUGUCCCAAAAAGAGAGGAACAAACUAGCUAUUAACAGAUCAAUGCUUAUAAUAUGUAAUGUAGCAGAGAAAGUAUGUGAUUUUGUCAACGAGAGAUACUAA
Messenger RNA from Moneuplotes crassus, 987 nucleotides. NCBI's taxonomy places the organism in Eukaryota, Ciliophora, Spirotrichea, Euplotida, Euplotidae. The record is from the annotation of a GenBank genome assembly.